AUGGCCUUCACUAAACAUGUUCUGUUCGUCUUUUUAACCUAUUGGCUUGUGCUUCAAAUUACUACUAGUUUUCUUGAAGCCGCUCCCGAAGCUUCACUCAUCAAAAGCCUUCCUGGAUUUAAUGGCACUUUUCCAUCAAAACAUUAUUCAGGGUAUGUGACACUGGAUACCAAACCCGCAAAGAAUCUAUUUUACUACUUCAUUGAAUCGGAGAGAAAUCCAACUAAGGAUCCGGUCGUGUUGUGGCUAAAUGGUGGACCUGGUUGCUCUAGUUUUGAUGGAUUUGUCUAUGAACAUGGACCCUUUAACUUUGAGAAAGGCAAAAACGAAGGGGAUCUACCAAUCUUGCAUCUUAAUCCCUUCAGCUGGUCUAAGGUCUCUAACAUUAUAUAUUUGGAUUCUCCAUCGGGAGUUGGCUUUUCAUACCCGAAAUUGGAAACUGGAGAUUUACAAACGGCUAAUGAUACUCAUGCUUUUCUUCUCAAGUGGUUUAAGUUAUAUCCGGAGUUUCAACCAAAUCAAUUUUACAUCACUGGGGAGUCUUAUGCUGGGAUUUACAUACCCACCCUUAUUGAUGCAAUUGACAAAGGUAAAGAAGUUGGGGUGAAACCUGGUAUCAAUCUGAAGGGUUAUAUGAUAGGAAACGGAGUUUGCGACGAUUACUAUGAUGGAGAUAAUGCCUUUGUUCCGUUUGCUCACGGCAUGGGCCUCAUUUCUGAAUCACUCUAUAAGGAAGCUUACAAAAUUUGCCGAGGGGACUUCGAAAACAAAGAUCGGGAAUGCCAAUUAAUCAUACGUGAACUUUAUAAUGUGACAUCUGGAUUGAACAUUUAUAAUAUACUAGAACCUUGCUACCAUGGCAAUGGCAAUUCGGUAGGAGCAAAGAAUAUGACAGGACUACCAGCAAGCUUUCGGGAGUUGGGAAAGACUAAUAAGCCAUUGCCAGUUAGAAACAGGAUGUUUGGUCGUGCAUGGCCGUAUCGUGCUCCCGUUAGGGAUGGAUUAGUUCCUACUUGGGCACAGUUGACCGAUUCACUCAAGCGCGACCGCAACUCCGUCGUCCCUUGCUAUAACGAUGAAGUGGCAACUAGAUAUCUGACCGACAAAGAUGUUAGAAAAGCACUUCAUGUUAGUCCGGAGGCAGAAGAAUGGAUUAUAUGCGCUGAUCCUUUCAGAUAUUACCAUAAUGCCGGAAGCAUGCUCCCUUACCACAAAAACCUUACUGCUAAGGGAUAUCGUACGCUCAUUUAUAGCGGUGAUCAUGACAUGUGUGUUCCAUUCACUGGAAGUGAAGCAUGGACUGCCUCUCUUGGUCUGAAAAUCGUAGACGAAUGGCGAUCUUGGGAGUCUGAUUCCCAAAUUGCAGGGCGACAGGUUUUGCCCGAGUACAAGCCAAGUGAGUCAUUGCACUUCUAUGAUAGCUGGCUUCAGAGGAACAAGAUUUAG
Oldenlandia corymbosa var. corymbosa is the source of this 1446-nucleotide messenger RNA. The record is from the annotation of a GenBank genome assembly. Lineage: Eukaryota; Viridiplantae; Streptophyta; Magnoliopsida; Gentianales; Rubiaceae.